AUGAGUGCUUCCGUAGACAUUGUGAAUGGGAACAGGACUUAUGCCCCGCCACACGGGGAAGAGGGAAAUAGGCAGACAGCUAGGUCCUACCCUGGAGCCCCUGUGACUGACUCCUGUGGUCACGAACAUGCAGCCAAGCGCACCUCGUCGUCUCUGGCUAAUACUCCCGUUACCUGCGUCAACGAGGUCUUACCGCAAGUAAGUCAAGAGGACGAGCAACUGACUCUGCCUCUCGCUCUUUCCCAGACAAUUGACUGUCUUGCGGAGGUCCCUGGAGAGCCUGCCCUCGCCGCGGAUGCUUCUCCCUCCCAGCACGCCUGCGGUGAGAUGGCGAGAGAGGAGAAGCUGGACAACCUGGAAACGUCUGGGGAUAAUUGCGUGAGAAGGGUCGGAGACAAUGGAGAAGUGUGCCUCAAGUCUUGCUGUCAGGAAGGGGAAGGCAGCAUAGGAAUGUCUUUCGCAGGAUCGGACAGAGACCCAGACGAAAGCGCGCGAGCGUCUGCGCCAGCUUGCUGUGGGAGAAGGUGGAACAAAGCACCAAACGAAAUGCGGACACAUGAAGGAUGUGUCCUGUCGCUGUAUAUUAGAUCAACAGGAGGGAGACGGGACCAAAGCGCUGCCAGGAUGGACGCGGCCUCCUGCCGCGAGGAACCCUCACGCUGUGAGCAUGCGGCGAAUGGCGGGGACGCCUCAAAUCUCAACCACCCGCAGGAGCCACCUUUUUCUUCUCUUCACCUCUCUCACUUGCAAGAUCCCGUUUUUGAAAGCGGGAGGAGCUGCCCGCCUCUAGCGACGGUCGACGGCAGCUUGAAGUUUGACCGGGUGCGCCUCGAUCCUGGACUGAGAACGCUGCUGGAGGACAGCGGCGAAGGUUUCGACGACGACGAGAUUGUAGAGUCGUCCGCCAUGAAGCGAGGAAAUUCGUGGCCAUACUUUUGGGUGCGGCGUCACCUUCUCCUUGAACGCCGAUCCCUCCUGUACUUCUCGUUUCCGCCUUCCCCGUGUGCACCUCCACGCGGUUUUCUGCCUCUCCACGCCCACACGCGUGUCUUGGUUCUUCCGGAGCGGAUAUCGCUGUACGGGCGGACAAACGCCUAUCUUCUCGCGGUGUUCAAUCCUUCUCCUUCUACGGCUCUUCUGCCGCCCAUCCCCUCUUCGAAGGCCUCGCUCCUGUCGACUCUGGUGGCUUUCCUCCCCACAGCAGCUGCGGCCCUUUCCGUGGUGGGAUCCAAUGUGUCUCCGUCGCCGUGUCGGGCGCCAUCGUUCCUUUCGGGCACCUCGUCCUUCUCGCUUCCACCUCAGUGGCGGCUGCAUCGAGGGCAUCGCACGAAGCAUCCUAAGUCGCCUUCUUUCCGGCGCCUGUCUACGUCCUCUGGCGCGCGCAGCCCUUCCGUGGCUCCUGUGCCUUGGUCUCCGAUAAACCCCAUCCUAGCAAUCAAGGUGCCGACGCUCAGCGCUUCGCAGCUGCCGCUGCUGUCUUCUGCAUCCAACACAGGUGCCUCGAGCGACUGCAGCCUCGACGUCUCUCUGCGGUCAUCGCCAGACACACGGACACAUGCUGUCUCUUCCCUGUCUCCUCCCGUGGUGAUUUGCUCGCCUGAUUCCUUCUCGGCAACGUUUGACAACGCUGAGCAGCCCAAGUUUCUCUUCGAUUUCGGGGACCCCGGUACCUACUGCCGAUUCUGUCGCUCUCUCGCGCUGACCAUUCGUCGCGUUCAGAGACAGGCGGACGCAAAGAAUACCGUCAACCUCUCGCAGAGGCUCUCUCAGGGAGCUGGGGCUUCUCCCCGCCACUGGGAGUCGGACUCGCCGGGACGCUCGAAAGCCCCUUCACAGAGCAAAAACGCAUCAUCUUCCUGCUCUUCCUGCCUGCAUCUCUCAGAGAGAGUAAGCGGAGAGGCGGUACCGUCAAGGCGGGACGAAGAGCCAGAGAAUGCGACGCACAUACACAACCGUCUGUCGUAUGUCGCUGCGCCACCAGGGGUCUGCCGCUCCCCUGUCUUCUAUCCGUCGAGGUGCCCGUCGACUCACAAAAGAACUCCAGCGACGGCGGCAACUGUAAGAGCCGGCUCCAGUGAGUUUCAGUCUUCUCCCGGCUUAUAUUCGUUGUCUGAGAGUCCAUCGUGGAAUAGGGACGAAGCCACGCACCCCGCUGCGUGUAGAACGCGUUUCUUGGAGCCUGCCAGCUGCGCGACGGAUCUGGACAGCCGACCAUGCCUGGCCAUUCUUCCUCGCUGGGACACUGUCCCCCUUGGUGGCACACCAGCUCACCACUGUCGAUGUCAGGUCUGUAUGUACAGUGAUUCGAAACCAGAGGAGGGUUGUCAGCGUGCUCAGGCUCCGUGUUUGUCCUCGUCUUCGUGCUGCCCUCGAGAGCUAGAUGCGUGCAGGGCGAGGGGAUGCUUUCUAGGUCCACAGGGGCCUCCUGACGGGGAGCCCAUCUCUUUAUCAAACACGAGAGAAGUUCUUCCUCGUUUCAACUCGGGCUUCUCUGCGGGAUCGUCGCGGGUCCCUGUGGAGAAAGGCGAAUUUUUUCCAGGGAGUACAAGUCCUUGUACGUGGGGGUAUGCCGAGUCUGAGCAGCUCGAGCCCCGUGCUGACGUUGUUGAGGCCUUAUCUUCUCUCCUCGACUGUCUGAAGUCGAAAAAGCGCCGCGAGCAGAGGGAACUUAGGGGUCGACCGGUGAGACAAGAAGGAAGAGGGCAGGGCGGGUAUUUUCCACUGCACAGCGCGGAAGGAGGCGUUUUGUGUGCUGCUCAUCAAAACCGAGUCUUUGAGCAAGGCCAAGUUGCCAUGACUCCGCAACCAUUUGUGCCCGCAGCAGGGCCAGUUAUGCCUGUUUCUCCCUCGCAAGAACCUCAAUUCUGUGGAUGCCUCCCAAGUAGGGAUGAGUUCGUGGAGCCCGUUGGCGAUUCAACUCACCUAGCUUCUGGUGGCGACGCAGAGCCACUCCGCAGGGAGGUUGUGCGAGGCUCGGACGGAGAUUGUCGCUGUUGCAAAAGUGAGGAAAUUGUGGACCGUGGAGGGGACGAGAUACACGGUGGUACCGGUUCGGAGCAGCGGUCUCAGACGGAAUCCACAGAGACAAUCCGAUCGCUCAGCCACACUAUGAACAAGUUACUGCAUGCACUGGAGGAGUUCUCGCCUCAUGCAUCUCCUCAGUGGACUGGAGAAAAAUCAUCAAAAAGGGAGCUUUCUCAACGGCCAGGAGGCACUUUUCCCAGCAACAACACGACCACUACUUCACCUUCCCGAGAGGGCAAAGCCCAACGCGUGUUCGGUGCUGCCUUGUGUCCGACGGAUCCAUGGUUACGUUCUCGCAGGGAAAGCGACGGGGGCCACUCUCUGAACAUCGCGGACCAGACAACGUCAGAGUACGGCUCGUACGGUUCUUCGAGGCCGAGCACCUCCCGACCUCGUGAUGCUGGGCGGAUGAGUUCCUUCGGCAAAGAAAACAAAGGCAUACACAACGAAGAAGACUGUCAGGGUCUGCACACAGUGUCCCCGGACACCACGGAGCCGUACUUCGGCGGAGACGAGACCACUCGCGCAUUUUCCGCGAGCAGAGGGGAGUUUGAUAUCGACGGGACUGCCGAAGACGGAACUUCUGCAGCGAAAGACCUGCUGCUCGUGCAGCAGCAGGAUCAACUCGAGCGGCUUCAGUCGGUGGUAGAUUUCCUUCUGCGACAGCAAGAACUACAGCUCGCUGAAGGGCGACAGAAAGACGAGGCGGCCCUUCGGGAAGAGUGGGAAGAACAACAGAGACAGUGGGAGGUGGAGAGGCGCCUGAGAUUGCAUGCAAGCCCUUGCCACAUGGACGGAGGGCGUAAAUCUCUCGGGACUCCAGGUUGUCCCGCUCCGCAAAACGCUCAACUACCCGCGGCGGAUACUUUGACUUGUUAUGAGUCUGCCGGGGAAAAGUUUGAUGGGAUUGCUAAGCCAGGAAACUCUAUGGGCUUGCAGGGAGGUGGGUCGGUGUGUUUUGCCGUGGAGAACGGCCUGUCACCUUCUGCGUAUACAGCACAAGGGGGAGGAGCCGAAGACACUGCAUGCUGUCUUGCCGCUUCGUCUGUUCCACUAAGGUCGCCUCCUUGCUUCCCGCUUUCUGGUGGUGAUCACGUGGCAAGCCAAGAGGGGACGAGGGGCAUAAUGUAUGAAGAGAAGGACAGGUCACCUUCAUGUGAGGGUGAGACGAUGGUAGACUCAUAUGUGAGCCCUGUCAUACGAGCUUCACAAAUGACUGAGAACGAGGAAAUUUUGUCGGCAGAGAAGAGUGUGUUGCACGAAAGGAUUUAUAGUCAACCUGACGUGGGCCCUCCGAAUUUUCCAGAGAAAAGAGUGGAACAGCCGCUUUUUUUCAGCAUCUCGACACCGCGAUUCCGUCUCGACACGUGUGAUGACGACGAGGAUCUGCCACAGACAACACCUACUGGUUAUCGAGUGCAUUACAGUUUGGGAGGUCGGGGUUGCAAAGAAGGCAGGGCAUGCUGUACAAGCGAUCAAGGCAGACACGAUCCCGUUUCCCCAGCGAGCGCAGUAAAGAGACCAGACUUCAAUCUUGGACUAGCUCCAGCUCUGGCUGCUCUGCCCGGCACGAGCAUCCACCAGCCCGGUGAGGAGACAGAUUACGUCGAGGAGACAGUUCAGAUGCAUGACAAAGGGCCAAAGGUUGGACAAGUCAAAGACAAUCACGAAUCGCAUUGCGUUUGGGGUGAGGAGACUUCAUUUGAGGGGACGGGAAAAGGGUUCCAGGAGGCGAACGAAACAGGCAGUGAAGAGGACGUCAACAGCGGGCGGAAGGACGCUCUGAUGCCAGCAGGAGAUGAAAAAGGCAAAGAGAUACGCAAUCAGCUUUCGUUUCCAUCCGCUUCGGCAGCACACGCCUGGGCGCGUUUGCAGGUAUCCAUAGAACAAGAGGAAAAGAGAGACUGUGUGCACACGACCAGCGAUGCAGGCAGUGGCGUGUCACCGACGUCGGCCGCCGAAAGAGACGGAGAGGUUGAAAUAUGGAGCAGUUUCCCAUCAGAAAAAGAUGUCCAGAAACAGCACACGAAGAUGUCGAAGAAGGAACUGGUAAAAACCUAG
Molecule: messenger RNA, 5085 nt
Organism: Toxoplasma gondii ME49
Lineage: Eukaryota; Apicomplexa; Conoidasida; Eucoccidiorida; Sarcocystidae
Exons: 2
Coding region: 1-5085 (1694 amino acids)
Source: RefSeq, a predicted model, not a curated record